Leguminivora glycinivorella is the source of this 504-nucleotide messenger RNA. RefSeq lists its product as uncharacterized. The record is from RefSeq and is a predicted model, not a curated record. Lineage: Eukaryota; Metazoa; Arthropoda; Insecta; Lepidoptera; Tortricidae. The coding region runs from base 1 to 504 and encodes 167 amino acids. The transcript is spliced from 4 exons.
AUGUGCAUAAUGGCACAUCAAUUACUUUUGGUUGCAUUGGCAUGCUUUGCUGGUCUGGCCGCAGCCCAGACCUACCAGGCGUAUCCUACCCACCUGUACCCAUUGGAACACCGAGCCUACUCUGCCUACAGGGGAAUCAGACCUAUUGCAGAACUACCUUCAACCGGCGCUUAUGAAUUGCAAGUUGUACCUGCCAGUACCGUAGCAGAAUACGAUAUCGGCACAGAUUUGUCCAUCUGGGAUUAUAUCCCAAACCCAAUUACUGCCCUGUCGUGCGUAGCUUCCAAGGCCCUGUCUGUAGCUAAAUGGACCUUGGCUAAGGCCCCGUUGAUUAUUCUGGGGAUGGCGCUUGUAAUCGGGUUCUGUGCAUUCACCCCCUACUGCACCCUCGUCAUUGAAAAACCUUUCGCCAGAGAAAUCAGGUCUCUCAACAUUCCCUACCUGGAUGACGUUGAACACUACGUCAAGGAGGCUUACCAGAAGUAUAGAGCGAUGCAGGACUAA